This is a messenger RNA of Pseudogymnoascus verrucosus, 1743 nucleotides long. RefSeq lists its product as uncharacterized. The record is from RefSeq and is a predicted model, not a curated record. Bases 1 to 1239 code for a protein of 412 amino acids. Lineage: Eukaryota; Fungi; Ascomycota; Leotiomycetes; Thelebolales; Thelebolaceae. The transcript has a single exon.
AUGGGGGAGGUGUUCUACAUCACAGCUCCGCGAGCAAAGCGUAUGCUUCGUUCGAGCGACGAACUUCAGAAUAUAUUCUUUGAUAACAAGGCCAGCGAACUAGUCACACUCCUCGUUGUCCCCACUAGGGUAAAGAAGCAAUCACAGAAGCAAUCACAGAAUCAAGCAGUUUCACCCUCCGCCGCCUCCACCGCCUCAGCCGCUACAACCAACGCCCAGAGUGGCCGCCUCGACUUAAGCCCAUCUCAAAAGGCCGUAGUCGUUUCUCAGAAACUCACGGAUGCCACAGCGGCCACCAGAAACCCGCUGGACACCUUCAGCACGCUCCCAUUAGACAUCCUCUCAAUGAUUUUCGACCAUCUCGACGACAUCGCGGAUCUCACGUGCGUGGCCCUUGCGACACCAUACCUAUGGGACGUCACCCAGAGAACCAUCCAUCAGCGGUACAAAGCAAAGCUGGGGAAGUGGGCAGGCGAAGCUAUUGUGUGUGUCGGCGAGAAAAUCCCAGCAGGGGACUACCCCCCCGACUUAUUUUCUCCGGAUGAAGUCGAGAGGUUGAACAAGGAGGCUGACGUCUAUUUUGGGGGUGGUUGUGGGAGGUUCUUGGCCAGGCCUCAGAAAUCGCCGCGCACGUUGGCUAACUUGGCCUACCCGCCUAACGGAACUUUCGAUAGGGAGGGCAUCACUGCAGAUGCAGAGGCCUCGAGAGUCUUUUACGCGUGUUUACGCCGCUGCUCGCGUUAUCCUUCGACAGAGCUUCGUGCCAGACUCCGGCGGUGGAUUUACACGGACCGUCCUGAUUUUGCGCCGCGGGAAGAGGACUGGAUUCUUCGGAACCUGACUAUGAAGGAGUUUGUUACGGCAGAGGGAAUCGCCCUGGAUACCGACUUCAUCAAUGGGCCAUUUAUUUCCGGGAUAGGGUUUGGAGACGCUGUUGUGGCGCGAACAUUGUGGACUGCGAAAGGCACGCCUGAUUUGCGAUACGUGCCCCAGAUCGGGAGGGGUAUCUGGGCGGGGCAUCGGUUUGACAUCACCACACGCUCAGGACAUGAUGAAGCCACCAAGGAUGAGGAAUGGAGGGAUGUGAGCGAGGAAGUUGCGAGUGAGAUUGCAGGUAUCUGGGGGAGUCAAUUUGGGCCGCAUUGGUUAGAUGUGGGCCACUUCUAUCAGCGAUUCUACGAGGAAAAUGAAAGCGAGCGCAUUUAUGCCGACAUUUGGGAUGAGCACUUGGAUCAGUGAGUUGGGUCUGAAGUCACAAAUAAUAUCAGCCUUCUUAUCACGUUCAUCAUUAGGUAAAUCGCGGGGAGGAUCAACUUCCGUGCCUUCUUGUCAAUGGAACGAGAUAUUUGCAGACAGAUGAGUUGCCCAUGGAUUGUACGAUUAUAAGACAGAGGAUAGUUGCGCCGGUCCGAGGGGGAUCACUUUCCGAAUGCAACCAAACAACAAGACGAGUCCUACACAGACAAAACAAAGAGAUAUGAUAUGACGGGAUAUCAAGAAAGGCGCUUCAGAGGCAGAAUCGAGCGGCUGAGCGAGCCCAACUCCAACAGCUGUCAGCCCUGGCGUAGCGCCACCACUUCCACGGACCACCAAUUUGUGCAGAACAGACCGCAAGGUUACGCCGUUUCAGUGCUGGAGCGUUAUAACGGCGUUAUUGAAUUGGCUGAGACAGGACCAGGGUGGUUUUUUUUCCCACGAUGUGACGACGAAGGGGUCCAGCACGUGAUAGCGGUUCGUGGGGGU